AUGACCCAUUUGGCGUGUCGAUUUUGCAAUGAUGAAUCCGCGGUUCAUGUUGUUGAUCCUCUGCUGGAUUUACAUUAUCGCUUUAAAGAUAUGAAAAGGCUUAAAUGCAUGAUUGAAGCGAGAGGAUUGAAAAUUGAUGUUGAAAGCGUUGCUGCAAAUUAUAAUAGAUGGUGGAAUGUUUACACAAAGUGGCGUGAUUCUACUGCUAAGUCGCAGGCAGAAAAGUUAUUGCGUAACCGCGAGUUAAGGCAGUGCAUGCUGAAAGAAAGUGAGGGAUUGCUGGAUGCUUUGAGGUUACCAAAUGAUUUAUCAGCCGAUACUAUGUGUGAAGUUACCGCUCCUUUGUUCAGUGAAGUUGACUAUGAACAAAACAACAGGCAUAUAUUUUUUUUGCAAAAAGCGGGUAUGAUAAAGGUAGAACCUUCAAUUUCAAAUGCACAUCUCAUAGGACUCCCAGCUAGUUUGCAGUAUUUUCUGCAAAAGUUGUUCCGUGAAGAACUUACUGGGAAUAUUCUUAAUGUUUCUCCACCCUACUUUGUGCGUGGUGCAAUAAUCGAUGGUGUGAAUAUGUCAAAGGAGUCUUUCCCGCUAUUUGCCAGUGAUGCGCAUAAAAGAUCUCUCUAUUUGACAGGUCAUAGUAUCCCUUCGCUGGUUGCUUUGUUUGUGAAAAAAUCCUUCACGAUGAAGACAAAUAGAUGGCCUCUUCGUUUGCUAAGCAGUGGAGCUUCUUAUAACAUUCCAGGCAGCGUACCAUCUUCCAUUCUUAAUUUGAAUAAUAUUUCACAACGAUUAAAGAUAGUGCUGCUGUCACUGUGUAGAACGGACGAGGAAGAAGACAGUGAAUAUAAAUUUCUGACUAAAUCAGUACAAGCUAUUUUGGAAGACAAAUUAUCUCUAGAAAUUGCUUCAUCGUUUGUUCCUGCUUAUAAAUUAUUAAAUUUCGAAUCUGGUGCAACUGGCUUGUCAACUUCAACUGAAGUUGAGAUAGCUCGUAUUUCUACGAUUGGUUCAUAUAUCUCCCGUCGAUUAUGUAUUUUGCUUGAUUCGAAACCGAAAAAUGUUGAUUUUGUGCGAAUGGUUUUUGUUGACAUUGAUCUUACAAGAAUCGUUGCUUCAUUGAUCGAAAAACAUGUGAUAUCUGGAGAGUCUGUGCCAGAAAGCAUCAAUUCUUUUCUUACUCGCUCACUUAUUCAGUCUUUAAAUUCUCAGAAAUCAUGA
Messenger RNA from Brugia malayi, 1218 nucleotides. RefSeq lists its product as uncharacterized. NCBI's taxonomy places the organism in Eukaryota, Metazoa, Nematoda, Chromadorea, Rhabditida, Onchocercidae. The record is from RefSeq and is a predicted model, not a curated record. Bases 1 to 1218 code for a protein of 405 amino acids. The transcript has 8 exons.